Messenger RNA from Camelina sativa (false flax), 898 nucleotides. RefSeq lists its product as uncharacterized. The record is from RefSeq and is a predicted model, not a curated record. Gene Ontology annotation, molecular function: DNA binding. Gene Ontology annotation, cellular component: nucleus; cytosol. Lineage: Eukaryota; Viridiplantae; Streptophyta; Magnoliopsida; Brassicales; Brassicaceae.
CCGGUUAGGAUCCGGUCGGGUAAAGGGUACGAGAAAAUUCAAGGGUACCCGUCCGUCGUGCCCAUCCCUAACUACAUGAUGAUGAAGCGCGUCUAACAAAAGCUAAGCUAAAGCUUCGUUUGGGUUUUUCUUUUGAAGCAUUUCUCCUUUAAGAGAGAGCUCUGUUCUGUGUUGCGCUUUUUUUAAUUUCGAUUUGGCAUCGAAGAGGAAAGAGACGAACACUGCUCCAAUGGCGGAUCCUGAACUAGAAGCUAUUAGACAGAGGAGAAUGCAAGAGCUUAUGGCUCGACAAGGCUUGGGUAAGCAGGGUGGUAAUCAGCAGAAUCCUGAGCAAGAGAAACAACAGGAUGAUGCUAGAAGGGAAGCUGAUGAACGCAGACAAAUGAUGCUUAGUCAAAUAUUGUCUUCCCAGGCCCGAGAGAGAAUUGCUCGAAUUGCCCUGGUAAAACCUGAGAAAGCUAGAGGUGUUGAGGAUGUUAUUUUGAGGGCUGCUCAAAUGGGACAGAUAGUUGAAAAGGUUUCUGAGGAGCGGCUUAUAACACUCUUGGAACAAAUAAACAGCCAAACUGCCAAACAAACGAAAGUCACGAUCCAUAGGCGCCGUGGGGUGGAUGACGAUUAGGAAGAAAAAUGUUAUGCUGUACUUUGCAAAUCUAUGGGGGAUCUCACUGUCCAGUGUGCGUUCACUACUUAAAAGCUACUGUUAAAUAUGUUUAUUGUCAGUGAAUCUUUGAUGAUUUUCUUCUAGAUGCUUGGGAUGGGAUUAAAGUAAAACUGAAACUCUGCAUUUUUAUUUUUUGGCAUUUCGUCUGUUAACUAUCUUCAUCUUAUGAUGCUCUCUUUUCACAUUGCCUGCUAUGAUUUGAAUAGUAUUAGAAAGAAAAACGAUUCUGUUCUA